AUGCCAUCUCUAUUUGCCUAUAAUUUUAUUGUAUUAGGCCUUUAUCUCAGUAUUUUGAUCAUUUUUAUAAUUUUCCUGCGUCUUGCUGGUUCGAAAUCGAAAUCGGGAUUUUUCUCAUUCCUCAAUGCAGUUUUUCAUAUACAUGCAAUUUCAAACAAUGACAGAGAAAUUAUACUUGAUGUUUAUGGAAAUCGAAUGAACUUUUCAACAAAUAGAAAACUUCGUAUUGCUAUUAGAAUCGGUGUAAUUAGUUCUAUGUAUAUGAUGGCACUUAUAUUUGUUGAUGGAUGUAUUGUAUCUAGAAAUGUCUUAGUAUCAACUGACGUAUGUCCAAUGAAAACUGCAAUGGAUUGUUUUCACUUUCAGUCUGUCUUUGACGUUAGUGCAAAUCCAUUCUUUUGUCCAUCAAACGAAGUUAUUUCUACUACAAAUGUAACAGCACACUUGUUAACAUGUUAUAAAUGGGAAAUUAAAUCUCAAAGUUUAACUAAUAUUCUUAGUCAAAUGGGUAUAUGUUCUAGUAUCGUAUCACUCCUUGGUCUUUUAUUUAAAUAUUUAUAUCUUCUUGCAUACCGUAAAUAUUGGGGAACGAUUCUAACAGUUAUUCUUGGAUUAUCAAUAAUUAUCUCACCAAUUGUCGUAUGGAUGACUUUAGGACCACUUCUUUCUUACAUCUUUUUCGCACUUCUAACAACAACAAUUAUUUUGAUUAUUAAUGCAUUAUUUCUAGUUUAUACAGUAUACAAAUCUAAGAAUCAAAUAAUAGCACCACAAUCAAUUACAAAGGUAUCCAAAAAUAUCGAACUAUAA
Adineta steineri is the source of this 810-nucleotide messenger RNA. NCBI's taxonomy places the organism in Eukaryota, Metazoa, Rotifera, Eurotatoria, Adinetida, Adinetidae. The record is from the annotation of a GenBank genome assembly.